CCCCCCCCCCCCAAAUUAAAGGGAGACGCGCGGGAACUUUCAACACUGAGGCCAGAGUUGUCAGUAGCCGUGGAAGAAAAAAAAAACCCGUCAAAAAUAUAUACGGGUUUUUUUUUUUAGGUGCGUAUAAAUAAUUCACAUCGCGGGUUAAUAGGCUUUUCCUGGCGGGAUUUUAUUUUAUCGCGCAUGUACAUCCAUUUCCACGCUGCGUGUUAUUCUAUCAUUUGCUUCAACAUAUUAAUCCGCCCAAUAUUCCGCCCCACCGUGUGGCAGGAGCAGGCAGUGGAAGCGGAACAUAUAUAGUGAGUGGGGAGGGCUAGGAAGCAAUAAAUUCCACAUGUUCGCGCAAGACUUUGAGCGAAAAUACAUUUGAUCGCCGCGGUUCUCGAGGUGAGCAGCCCAAAUUUUGCGGGGCUCGGCAGCCUUUAAUUUUUCUUAUUUAUUAUAUUCUUAUUAUAAAUAAAAACUCAACAAACCCCAACCAACCCCCGCCGCUUCGCUGAAUGGCCGCGUUUACCUAACAACCACGACGGAGCUCCGAGCCGCUUCGUCUCCCCCCCCCCCCCCUCUGGCUUGCUCUCAACAUGUGCGUCGGCGGCAGGGGUGUCACUCUCCCCGCUCGCCCCUCUUAAUUGGCAUGCAGCGGUAACAUCCCCGCUCGCCCGCUCGUGUGCAACGCGGGCGCAACCUGCUACCACCCCGCGCGAGUCGACGCAGAGCGCGCGUCCUCCUGCCAGUCGCAUCUCCGUCACGACCCUCUCGCCGCCCCGCCGACUCCCGAUGAAUUCGUACUUCGCGAACCCUCUCUUCGCGAAGUACAAGGCCGGCGACGCGCUGCGCCCCAGCUACUAUGACUGCCGCCUCGCAACGGACGCCAUGAGUGGCCGGCAGGCCGUCUUCUACGGUGCCGGCGCCGGAGCCGGAGGAGCCGGAGGAGGAGGAGGAGGAGGCCCCCCGGCAUUCGAGCACCCGGCCGGCACCGGCGCGGGCACGGGCGGAGCCGCGGGAGUUCACCACCAGGAGUUCUACCACAACGGAAGUUCGGCGGCGGCGGCGGCGGCUGCCGCGUACCAAGCGGCCGGUUCGUGCGCACUGGACGCAGCGGGUAACUUCUACGGCUACCCGGCCUUCCCGAGGCAGCCCGUGUUCGCCCUGCAGCAGGAGUGCGGUGGCGUGGUGCAGUACCCGGGACCCGACUUCAAGUCGUUCGGGCCCGGCGCCGAGGAGGAGGCCGAGUACCCGGGUCAGGGAUCCUCGUCGGCGCAGCUCUUCCCCUGGAUGAGGUCUCAAGUGGGGCCGGGCAGGCGACGGGGCCGCCAGACCUACUCGCGCUUCCAGACGCUGGAGCUGGAGAAGGAGUUCCUCUUCAACCCGUACCUGACGCGCAAGCGGCGCAUCGAGGUGUCGCACGCGCUGGGCCUCACCGAGCGCCAGGUCAAGAUCUGGUUCCAGAACCGGCGCAUGAAGUGGAAGAAGGAGAACAACAAAGACAAAUUCCCGGCCAGGAAGGAGGACAUUGAAGAGCCCGCGAAGAAGGCGGAGGAAAACUCGGGCGACGAGGAGUCGCAAGGCACCUCCAAGGAGUGAAGGGGGCGCCGGGUGGUGGGGCAGGGGGGAGGACACCGCAAGGGACACGGAAAAGAGAUCAGGAGCGAGAGGAGGAGGAGGGGGGUGGUGGCCGAUGGUGCCAAGUGGUGCCGGAGAGGAUUUAAGAGGAGGAGGCGGUGGUAGCCGCGUCCUAUUUAAAUGUCAAAACUUGUACCCGUGCACUAAUAGAACAAGGCGACGUUUUGUUGUUGUUGUUGUUGAUCUGAGUAAACGUGAACAACGCGCGCACACAGACGCACGCGCGUACGCGUUUAAAGCCCAAAAACAAGGCACGGGGGAGUUUUCGAACGCCUAAACGCUAAGAUGGUGUGUGUGUCGGGAUAAAUUUCAACAAAAAACAAAACAUGGUUCCAGUAAUAUUCCGUGAGAGAGACUAUCUGAUGUGUCAGAAUAACUUCUCUCCGGAUGGAAAUGUUUGAGCAAGGUUCGGGUCAACCUUGCUCUUCUCUCCCGCUCCGAGCGCCGCCCGCCAGAAAGGGGAAGCGGAGUUGGGGGGGGGGGGGAGGUCUCUGCGAUGAGCGGAUGGAUUUGUUUACGAGGGCGCGAGGUGCUCUCUGUGGCUUGUGAAGGACCCACAGAGGGUCGCCCCUUCCGCUCAUCCCUCCAGUUACGAAUUCCGCCACCUCCGCACUCCCCCUCCAUCCCCGAAAACGUCCACGUUUUGUUCUGUUCACCAUCUUGUUCACCAUCUUGUUCACCAUCUUGUUCACUAUCUUGGUCACUAUCUUGGUCACUAUCUUGCAAUGCGGGCGAGGAGCCAGGCGGAGGCGAGAGUGGAUAAAUGAUUUUGGGAGGCAGAGGGAAGAAUGGAGGCAGUGGGAUGAUGAUGGUGGUGGUGGUGGUGAUGAUGGUAAUGAUGGUGAUGAUUAUAUGAACGAGAGGGAGGGGGGGGGU
Molecule: messenger RNA, 2502 nt
Organism: Petromyzon marinus (sea lamprey)
Lineage: Eukaryota; Metazoa; Chordata; Hyperoartia; Petromyzontiformes; Petromyzontidae
Product: homeobox protein Hox-D8
Biological process (GO): regulation of transcription by RNA polymerase II
Cellular component (GO): nucleus
Molecular function (GO): RNA polymerase II transcription regulatory region sequence-specific DNA binding; DNA-binding transcription factor activity, RNA polymerase II-specific
Source: RefSeq, a predicted model, not a curated record